AUGUCUAUCAGAAACCUCGCCCUCCUCGCCCUCCUCGGCCUUGUCAACGCCCAAGACAAGAUCGGAUUUGGUCCACACUUCUUCCCUCGGCCCUACCUCGUCAUGGAUCCCCCACAGAAAGACCGUCUUGCUCUCUGGCCCGGUAUGGGAACAAGCGGUGGUGAUCUGAUCCAGGCUCUUGCCGUUUCUUUCUCCGACCCUGCCGCCAACUGUGGCGCAACAGCUGGGCAAUGGUGCACAUGGGCUAGUACCCUUCAAGGCACCCAGCUGGGCGGCAAGCAGGUCCCUGCCAAUGCUGGUGAUGAGGUCACAAUGCAUUACAAGUACAAUGACGACACCAGCAAGUUUGACCAGACUGUCUCCAUUAAUGGAGAGGUCGUGUCGACUCUUUCAACCAGCUCCGGCCAGGCACAGGGUUGGGGUACCGCUGUCGAAUGCCAGGAUGAUGCCUGCAAGGGUACUGCUGCAGCACACGAAUACACCGACACUACAAUCAUCCUGGAUGCCGCCGAUUCUUCCUUCGGCGACACUCUGGCUAUCAACGAGGCCACUUCUUCUGGUCUCAAGACCACCGACAACGGAAAGACUUGGACCGUGUCUACUAUCAAUGUUCAGGCUCACACCUACAACCUGUAA
Molecule: messenger RNA, 636 nt
Organism: Penicillium mononematosum
Lineage: Eukaryota; Fungi; Ascomycota; Eurotiomycetes; Eurotiales; Aspergillaceae
Exons: 6
Coding region: 1-636 (211 amino acids)
Source: RefSeq, a predicted model, not a curated record